This is a messenger RNA of Closterium sp. Yama58-4, 1989 nucleotides long. The record is from the annotation of a GenBank genome assembly. NCBI's taxonomy places the organism in Eukaryota, Viridiplantae, Streptophyta, Zygnematophyceae, Desmidiales, Closteriaceae.
AUGAUGUCAGCUCCUUCUCAAGAUCAGUUCAUUCUCGGCCAGCGAGUAGCUCUUAAGGAACCCGAAAAGGGCCACCAUUACGCGCCACGUGGCACCGUGCGAUACGUCGGACCCGUGGACGGUCACAAGGGCGAGUGGGUUGGCGUAGAGUGGGACGAUCCUUCGCGAGGAAAGCAUGACGGAGUGGUAACCGGGAAACGUUACUUUCAGUGCGAAAUGGUCCCUGCUGGCACGCCGGCCGGAUCGUUUGUGCGACCGCAGAAGCUGACUGGAGGGGUCACUCUGCGUGAUGCAUUGCUGGACCGCUAUAACACAAGCGGGGAGGACUAUAAAGCGGAGCCCAUUUACAGGGCUCUGGGCCGGCGAAGGGCCAUGGUGAUCGAACUCGUCUCUGCUCCAGCGAAUAGGAGUGGAGCAGAUAAGGCUGGAGAAGGAACCGAUACAGCUGUGCCGGGGACUGAUAGAGAAGAAUUUGGAGGAGGGAGGGGAUCUGAGGAAGAGGGGACUCAGGGCGAUUUAAUGGAAACGGAUGGGGGCAUAUCGGGUGGAAGAGAAAGCAGGGAAGAGGACAAGGGCGAGCCGCCCAAGAGAAACGGGAUGUGGUUGUCUCGUCUUCAGGCUGCAAACGUGUCGGAAGUGCCUGUGGGUUCAGUGGGAGCUGCAGGGGAGGUGGCAGCUAUUGCGUCCCUGACAGAGCUCGACAUGUCAUACCACCUGCUCAACACCUGGCACGAGGUGCAGAGGGUAGGAGAGGAACUGCGGGGUCUCACAGCCCUGGACAUUGGCCAUUCCAGACUCGCCUUCCCUUCGCCUGUUGGAUCAUCGUCUUCUUAUGCUGGUUCCUCUAAAUCCACUCCUCCUUCUGCGCUCUCCGUUUCACCAUUGGCUGGGCUGAGGAAGCUUGGGCUGAGCAACACACGGGUCACGUGGGCCCAGGUGGAGGAAAUCUCCCGGCAGCUUCCCCUCCUGGAGACCUUGGUUCUGAUCAAGAACGGGAUUGCAGAGCUGCGACCCAUCGGUGGUGCCGAUGUCGCUCGUGCUCCUGUGGACUGCCUUCAGGAGCUCGUUCUCUCCCACAAGCCUUAUGUGCCCAGAUUGCAUUCAGCCAAUCAAACGCCAGCCUCAACCAGUGCUCAAGCCAAUGGCAAUGGGACAGAGGCCGGAGAGGCAGCGAAUGGGAGUCUGACACCUGGCAGUGGCGGUGCUGCUGCUGCUGCGGCUGCGGCUGCUGCUGCUGAUGGGGAGGAGGGUGGGAGGAUGGAGAGGUGUGAGUUUGGGUUUGGGGUAACGGAGGAGGGGAGGAUGGGAGUGAUUGCGCGAAUUGGGUCUAUUCAGAAGCUCAAUUGUGUUCAGAUCCUUCCCAGGGAGCGCUUGGAUGCAGAGAUAUGCUACAUCUCCCACACCAUCCGAUCGCUCCCCCACGCCACGUCCCUCCCUCAACUCGUAUGUGCCGGCCACCCCGCCCUGCCUGCUCUUCUUGCCAAGCACGGUCUCGAUUUGCAUUUUCUUGGUGUUUUUUCCGUCUUCUUCUAUGCUUCGUCUUUCUUAUUCUACUCAUACACUCCUUCCCAUCAACCCUCCCUGGGCUCAUUUGUUCCUUUCCUUCCAGGCAUCACAUUCCGAGUGAUAGCUCCUAAAAGUGGCAGUACCAGCACGGCCAAGGAGGUCACCAAGAAGCUUCCUCAGUCCACAACAGCCUCUAAAAUGCGGCCCCUCAUUGCUCAACUGCUUAAGCUGGAACCUCGCUCCUUCUCCCUCUUCCUCCUACCGUCCACCCUUGAAGGCAGUCAGCCUCUCCCCUCACUCCUACUGGACGACACGAUGCCAUUGGGUGUGCUGCUGCAUUCUACUACUACAGCUGCCCUGGAUGCUUCACACGCAACCAUCCUUGUCGAUACCUCGUUGGAUGUUCAGCAGGCAUCAUCGCUUUCAGAACCUCAGGUUUUGGCAUGUGAGGAACGCUUAGGGCGUGUCCCUUUUAUAAAUUAA